UAAUCUAAUUGUGAUGCAUUUGUCAUUUGAGUCAUUGCCGACUUAACCCUGUUGGGAUAUAUUGGCUGGCCAUGCUCAUUCUGUCCAAAAAGAGACGGGAAGAGAACAAAAGGGCCUCAUUGGACUCUGUCCAAUUUCCUCCAGUUGACGCAACGAGUCCAAGUCCUUCUGAAAGGAGCUUUGAAGACUCUUCGGAGGAUAGCCCUUUGUUGCGAGAAAGGUUGUCUUCACUGGGACUGGGAAUUAGGACUGUGGAGAAGGAUGGAAAUUGCCUUUUUAGUGCAGUUUCUGACCAGCUUUAUGGCACACCAGAGUACCACCGAGAAUUACGAGAUGCAGUGUGUGGGUUUUUGCAGAGUCAUGAAGAAGAAUAUAGUAGCUUCGUGGAAGAUAAGGAUUUUCAGAGUUACAUUAGCGAUAUGAGAAAGUUGGGUACGUGGGCAGGAAAUUUAGAGCUUCAUGCCGUUUCUAUUCUGUAUCAUGUCAACGUUCGCAUUCACUGUGAAGACGAAAGUUUCGUGGACAUAGUUAAUUUUGAAGGCAAUGAAGCGAAAUGGAUAUACUUGUCUUACCAACACGGUGAACAUUACGGCAGUGUUCGAGAAGCGACAGAUUUACAGAAUUCCGUCCAUAGCUCAGUAAAGGACGUGCUUGAGUCCUCUCCAGUUCUAAUGACAGAUCCUCUGAUACAAAGUAUAUCACGGAGUCACCAAAUAUCUCCUAAACAGGUAGCAGAUUGGUAUUCGGUAUUCAAUGGCAAUAUAGAGUUAACUAACAAAUGGCUGAAAGUUUCCAAUGUAGCUCGCUCUUCUAAAUUAGUAAAUGGAGAGGACUCAAGAGGAUUUUCUGGGAAACCAUAUCAUGUGAGGACGUUGUCUAAUAUGUUUGGCUCGUCAAAGAACAAGAAAGCUGUGAAGAGAAAAGAAAGUAGUAACCCAUCCUGCCGAUAGAAGUCGUGUAAUAACACUAUUAGAAGCUGUAUAUUUUUAGUGGUUAAGAGUGUUUGAUAGGAUGGACGGAGAAUAUUUCGGUUCCAUAGCUUGCCAAAUGCUUUCUUAGGACAAAUUUUCUUCCUGUGGUAAAGAAUAAUUUUUAAAUGUUGA
Messenger RNA from Galdieria sulphuraria, 1103 nucleotides. Its product is annotated as OTU-like cysteine protease family protein. The coding region runs from base 72 to 950 and encodes 292 amino acids. Lineage: Eukaryota; Rhodophyta; Bangiophyceae; Galdieriales; Galdieriaceae. Gene Ontology annotation, biological process: protein deubiquitination. Gene Ontology annotation, molecular function: cysteine-type deubiquitinase activity. The record is from RefSeq and is a predicted model, not a curated record. The transcript is spliced from 2 exons.